Molecule: messenger RNA, 1606 nt
Organism: Drosophila navojoa
Lineage: Eukaryota; Metazoa; Arthropoda; Insecta; Diptera; Drosophilidae
Gene: Traf6
Product: TNF-receptor-associated factor 6
Biological process (GO): lipopolysaccharide-mediated signaling pathway; innate immune response; regulation of canonical NF-kappaB signal transduction
Cellular component (GO): plasma membrane signaling receptor complex
Molecular function (GO): ubiquitin protein ligase activity; protein binding
Source: RefSeq, a predicted model, not a curated record
UCAGGUGGAUCGAAUUGAAGAAAAUAUUUAAUUCAGGGCUAGCAAAGACUGAGCGACGCAACGCAUGCAUUUACGCACUAAUGCAAUGCAGCGAACUCAACAAGAGCAAAAGCAAUUGAAGCUGCAUCAGCAGCAACAGCAAACGGAAGACAUACAGCAGCAACAUCAUCACCAUCAUCAUCACCAACAGCAGCAGCAUCAACAACAGCAACAGCAUAACAGUAAUAUUAACAGCAAUGGGACGCACAUUGCUGGCUGCAGCAAUGCCACGCCCACAACGGCUGCAACAACGAAUGCAGCUGUUGGCGCCGCAGGAGUGACGCCGCCCCGUACCUUGGCACUGAACCAAAACUACGCAGCUUCGGACACAUCGGGGGAGCACGACGGGGAGACGGACUACCUGGACUCGCGGUAUGAGUGCGCCAUUUGCAUAGACUGGCUAAACGAGCCGGUGCUGACCUCAUGCGGCCAUCGCUUCUGUAAGAGCUGCCUCAGUGAUUGGCUGCAGAACCACAACCAAUGCUGUCCGCUCGACAACAAGCAGUUGUCCGCCGAGCAGGAUAUUUUUCCCGACAAUUAUACGCGUCGCGAGAUUGAGCAAAUCAAGCACAAGUGCCCCAAUUCGCCGCAUGGCUGUGCAGUGGUGGCCUCGCCAAUCGAGCUGCAUCGGCAUUUGCCCAGCUGCCCGUACCGCAGGCAGCAACAACAGCAGCCGCUCGAGGAGAAGUGCCCCUUCGCCAGCAUCAAAUGCGAUUUUGUGGGUCGCCCCGAGACGAACCAGUUGGAGGAACAUCUCAAAACGGACAUGCCGCACCACAUGCAACUUAUGCUGCAGGCAUUCCAACAAACUGCCAUCGAGACUUGGCAGCCACACAAGCCCAGCUCCAGCUCUGCGCUGGAGAACGGCCACAAGGCGGGACAGCUGCCCCCGCCGCCGCAGUAUGCGAACGGCGUCGACGAGCAGAUCGUCCAGACCAUGUACCAGCGCAUCGUCGUGCUGGAGCAGCGCACACGCGAGCAGGAGACACGCAUCGAGAAUCUCAACAAGCAGCUGCGACGCCAGCAGCCCAUCGACGCCCGCUACAGCAACGGCACCAUCGUCUGGCAGAUCGAGCAGCUGAGCACCUUGAUAGAGCGACUGCGCGCCAACGCGAAUAACCAGGUGUACUCGCACGAGUGCUAUACGUCGCCGUAUGGCUACAAGUUCUGCGCCCGUCUCAACAUUCAGCCGCGGAAGCCUCACGUGCUUAGCCUGCACGUGCAUCUGAUGCAGUCGGACAACGACUUCCACUUGGACUGGCCAUUCAAGGGUCGCAUCAAGCUCUGCAUGGUGCACCCGGGCGACGCGAGUUUAUCACAGCACGACACCAUCAUGACCAAGCCAGAGAUACUCGCCUUCCAUCAACCGCGCGAGGCCAUCAGCACACGCGGCUUCGGAUUUCUCGAGUACGCCAACAUAUCCAAUAUCAUGCAACUGGGCUUCUGUGCCGACAAUCGGCUCCUGAUCAAGAUUGAGAUUAACAUUGUGUGAAUUGAAUCGCCUAGGACUAACUACUAGCCAUGUGCUCAAUAUACACUAGAUGCUUAUAUAUACAUACGAACGAUA